Messenger RNA from Zerene cesonia (dogface butterfly), 2138 nucleotides. RefSeq lists its product as uncharacterized. The record is from RefSeq and is a predicted model, not a curated record. NCBI's taxonomy places the organism in Eukaryota, Metazoa, Arthropoda, Insecta, Lepidoptera, Pieridae. The transcript is spliced from 2 exons. Bases 187 to 813 code for a protein of 208 amino acids. Gene Ontology annotation, biological process: cellular response to hydrogen peroxide.
UAACUUUCCUCUUUGAAUGACUAUGGUUUUUCAUUAUUUUUGUGCUGAGAAUUGUGGUUUUAAUCGUUGAAUUUAUUAUAAACAAAUUGAUUAAUUUAAUCUUUAUACAUAUCUAGCAGAAACAAAGUACGAUUCAAGAAUUCUCGGUAUCUCAUUUCGUCAAUCCAUGAAACUAGGGCAAACGAUAUGGCAACUGCAGAUGAUAUAUCUUUAAGAGUUGGAAGGUUAGAGAUAGAAUCUUCAAAGAUAAAUAAGAAUUUGAAAGAGGAUAAUCCAUUUGUAAGUUUGGUCUUGAAGAAAAGUACUAAUUCUAAACUAAUUCCACAAAACAAAUGCAUAUGUCAUAAUCUAAGGAAGAAACACACAAUUUGUAAAAGGAAGCAUAAUAAAAUACUCAAGGAACCAGUAUUAAAGUUGUCACAAUCACAUGGUAAAAAUAGGAGAAAUGAAUGUCAACAGCAUUUUAUUAAAGGGAACUUUUCAGUGUCAUCAUUGAUAAAUACAAGUGAAAAUUUAUAUUUGCAUUCAUUAGUGGAUACAUGCAACCAGCUACAUAUAUCAACUGAGAAAAGAAAAAGCAGUGAGAGACCUACGGAUAUCAAUGAUAAUAGUAAGUGGUGGAGAAAUGAUGUUGGAAAUGAUAAAACACAAAAUCGGGAACCCAUUACUGAUAGAAGUUCAUCGAGUUCCUGCUCUCAACAGGCACUUAAUCCUCCUUGCGAUGUUACAAUUGAUGAACUUGCAAGUUAUUUUGAAACAUUAGUACAUAUACCAAAAAAAAUGUCAUCAAUGGCUGAAAUGAUGUAUAUAUAAUGCUAAUUAAGUAUAUAAGGUAAAUGAAAAUAUUACUUAUACAAAUUUAUAAAUUUUAUGUAUUGAGAAUUUAAGAAACCACAGUUUUAUGUGAUAUUGUUUUUAAUAAUAUGUGUAAUGCACACAAUUGUCACACUAUUGUCUAUCCAUAAAACAUAUAAUAUUUGUGGUACAUAGGUAAAAUAUUCUAAUUAUUAAUUUGCAUUCACCUAUAUGUACCUAAUUUUUAAUUACAAGACAGAUAAUUUUUGUAUUUACUAAUAAUCUUCAUAAGACAUAUAAUGAAUGUUUUAACUACAUGUAGAUAAAAUACGGAUUUUAUUUGUCCAUCUAAUGUAAUGAAAAAGUGUUUUCAAAUUCUCAUAUUUAUAAAAGAAGAGAUGAUCAUCAUCUAUGACAUUGCAAUGAGAGUGUUUAUGAAAUGUUAUGUGUAAAAUUUAAAUAAAUAUAUUACACUCAUAAACUCAUUGAGCGAAAAUAUAGGUCACAAUAUGUUGUGGUUUUCUUAGAAAGUCCAUGUUGCUAAUUUCGUGUCAUGCCACCCAUAACCAAGUGCACAUCAUGUUACUUGUGAUAAUUGCAGAAAGACCGCAUGAGGUGACUUUGGUAAAGACUGAGAGAGUAAAAAGUUAAUUAUUACUAAUAUAAUAAUUAAUUAACUUUUGUUCAGUAUGUAAAAAUAGCUAAAUUAUACAUGAGUUCAAGCAAGUCAUUUUAGUUCUGCGUAGUUGAUUAACCGCCGGCGGCACACUCGCUUCAUUUACUGCCAAUCUAUCGCAAUAUACGCUCGUUGCUUCACUGUUCGCUAAUCUGUUUUUGCUCUUACUAUGCUGGUACUAGGAGACUUUUCUUCAUUGACAAAGCGUCGAAGUCGAAAAGUAUAUCCGCCACGACACGAAUUUCGAUAUGUGAAAAACCACAGCCUAUGUGAUAGUCACAACUUUCGUGAGUGUUUUUUAUUAGAACCAUUACACAAAUUUCGCGGUGGGGAUCAGAGACAUCACUGAGACUACAACGCGUUGUGCUACUUUUUCGCGUAAUGAGCGUUAUAGAUAUUUGAGUGUAUCAUUUUAUAGAUUGAGAAGGAUAUUCUCACAACAUAUUGUUAUUAAAAAUGGGAGCAAUUUGGUUUCAAAGUACAUACAUAUAAUGAAAAAUUGUCAAUAUUAUGUUUAAUAUCACCAGUAGAAUUGGCACAAUCUAAUUAAGUAUUACUUAAAGUUUAGAAACAUUAUUAAUUAUAACAUUGAUUUAUGGAUAAAAGCAUUAUUAUUGCGGAUUAUUUUAUUUUUCACUACUAUUUCAUUUGUGCUGUCUUAAUUAAU